Messenger RNA from Scleropages formosus (Asian bonytongue), 2262 nucleotides. It is a transcript of the gene june, whose product is annotated as JunE proto-oncogene, AP-1 transcription factor subunit. The transcript has 2 exons. Bases 329 to 1327 code for a protein of 332 amino acids. The record is from RefSeq and is a predicted model, not a curated record. Gene Ontology annotation, cellular component: transcription regulator complex. Gene Ontology annotation, molecular function: RNA polymerase II cis-regulatory region sequence-specific DNA binding; transcription factor binding; DNA-binding transcription factor activity, RNA polymerase II-specific. Lineage: Eukaryota; Metazoa; Chordata; Actinopteri; Osteoglossiformes; Osteoglossidae. Gene Ontology annotation, biological process: regulation of transcription by RNA polymerase II; regulation of cell cycle; regulation of cell population proliferation.
GUCAGUCAGUCAGUCGAGUCGGUGUAACUGUACUGUGUUGUGAGUGACGGCGAGCGUAACGCGCACACACACACACAGCGGCUCGGUGAGGCACCGUUUCCUUUCGCUCCGUCUCCCUUUUCUCUCUGUGUCUCAGUUUCUCGUUUUGUCGCUCGAACCCGCAGCUCGUCCGUCCGCGUGGAUCCGCCGUCCGUCCCGCUGCUGGAGGAACCGCCGCGCCUCGCACUCGCAGGUGAUGCGCGUGCCGGACCAUCAUGCCCAAGGCGCCCUGCUGCCCCCCCCCGGAGUGUGAGGGCCGCUGAGAGCCGCCGCCGCCGCCGCCGCUAGCAUGGAGACACCCUUCUACCACGAUGACACUGCUGACGUCCCGCAGCUGCAGCCGGUGGCGCAGUACGGCAGGCACGGUGGCCACAAGGCCGUGAGUAAGAGGAGCGUGGCGCCUCAGGGCUUCGUGGCGCCUGUGGGCGGCGCUCCGGGGCUCAAGCUGCUGCAGGGGCAGCCGGGCGCCGAGUGCGGCGCCAGCCCCGGCGGCGUGGGCGGGGACGCGGGCGCCCCCCUGCUGACCGGCCCCGACAUGAGCCUGCUGAAGCUGGCGGCCCCUGACCUGGAGCACCUGAUCAUCCACUCGGCCCAUGGCCGGGGGGCCGGCAGCCCCGCCCCCGCCUCGGCCUCCGGCAGCAGCUCGUUCCUGUACCGCAACCAGGUGACCAACGAGCAGGAGGGCUUCGCCGACGGCUUCGUCAAGGCCCUGGCCGACCUGCACAAGCAGAACCAGCUGGUGGGGGCGCCCAUGUCGCCGUCCCUGCCGGUGCAGAGCGCGUACCCGCGCAACGUGUCCCUUCCGGCCGAGAUGCCCGUCUACACCAACCUGAGCAGCUACGGCGCGGCGCAGCUCCCGGCCGGGGGCGCGUACCCCGCGGGGCCCCUGGCGUACUCCUCCGGCGCCGCUCAAGGGCGGUGCCCCGACGAGCCGCAGAUCGUGCCCGAGGCGCCGCACCCCCCCGGGGACCCGGCCGGCCCCUCCCCCCAGGCGCUGUCGCCCGUCGACCUGGAGACCCAGGAGCAGAUCAAGGCGGAGCGGAAGCGGCUGCGCAACCGCAUCGCGGCCUCCAAGUGCAGGCGGCGCAAGCUGGAGCGCAUCUCGCGGCUCGAGGAGAAGGUGCGGGCGCUCAAGGGCCAGAACGCCGAGCUCGCCUCCACCGCCGGCCUGCUCCGCCAGCAGGUGGCGCAGCUCAAGCAGAAGGUGGCCAAUCACGUCACCAGCGGCUGUCAGAUCACCGUGGGUUCGGUGGCGCCGGCCAAGAGCGUGGAGGCGCCAGGCUGCUGAGCGGGGCUUCCGCUCGCCGCAUUCGCACCCGUGGCAAACCAAACUGGUGACCUUCUGCCUCGUGGUUUCGCAGUCCUGCCGGGGGGGGGAGGGGGUGAGCUCCGUGGUGCGCUCCGUGGUGCGCAGCCGCGGCAACCUGGUCACGCACACCCUAUGGAUUUGCCCCCGGUCGCUCGGCAAGGGGCGGAGUCCGGCCAGCGGCGUGAACUCGGAACAAAGGUUGAAGAGAACGAAGCUUCGCGUCACCGCCCCCCCCCCCCCCCCCCCCGGACGGACACGCGUGUUCUCCGUGCAGAGCCCAUCUGGCCGCAGUGGCGCUGGAGACGUCCCGUAUCCAGCGUCCAGCUCAGCUUCUCUGCACCUCGUCGCUGACAAGAGCUCCGCUUUUACCGCGUUCAGCCUUUGAAUGGGAGGCGAUGCUGGUACAAGUGAUCAGUUAUUGAGCUUUCUGAGUAUUUUCAAUAUUAAUAUUUCCUGGUUUGAGUUCCCUGUGUCCAGCAUCCCGGAGCAAACGGUUCCUCGCGUGGGGUUUACUCUGGAACGUAUCGUACGUUUCUUGUUGGACGACGCGUGUGCAUUUCAAAAUAAGUUGUGAAAAGCUAUUAAUUUUCGAAACCUUUAACACUCUUCGAAGAUGUCUUUCUUUUGUACUUGACACAAAUAUUAUUGGACCAAAUGGAAAUAAUUUAUUAUUACAUGUGCUAUACUGAGCAGGCAAGCAGCUUGUUUACUUUAGAGAUGUGCUGUUGUGGGUAAAUAAGAGUGUAAGUGUGUGACACUCUUGGCCAGCGGCUCUGUGCUGCGUCGCCGUUCCACUAAAAAUUAUUGUAUCCCUGUAUGAAAUAUGACUUGUUUACCUCUGUCCUCGGCGCUCCUUUUCUCUGUGCUCGUCUCUCUCUCUCUCUCUCUCUCUCUCUCUCUCUCUCUCUCUCUCU